AAUCCAGUGGAAACCCUAAAUUGGAUAACCGGUCUUUCACACGACAGGGAUUUUUCCUCAUAGUAAUAUCGCAUCAAAUAUUUGUCGUAGUAUUCUCAGAUGCAGCAUGGGAGACGAACCGACGACCUCUUGAUUGCGACCUGGAAACAGUACCACCAAGUUACCUGUACCCUGAAUCAGACCAAAUGUUUUAA
Racocetra persica is the source of this 194-nucleotide messenger RNA. Lineage: Eukaryota; Fungi; Glomeromycota; Glomeromycetes; Diversisporales; Gigasporaceae. The record is from the annotation of a GenBank genome assembly.